CCCGCAGAAGGCAAAGCCAGAAGAGACGACGCAGCAGACGCCGCCGCCGUCGUUCACGAGACCCAUUUCGCCACCCACCCGUGCUCUCCCUCCUCUCCUCGUGCUCGUGGUGGGUAGGGGGACUAGGAUACUGCUAGGGUUUUGCGAGCCAUGGCGUGGACCGCCGCCGCAGCCACCGUCACCAGGGCCGCCGCAACGCCGGCCGCGGAGCUCCGCCUGCCGCUCGCCGCCGGCCUCGGCCGCGCCUCCUUCGCCGUCACCGGCCGUCUCCGCCGCGCUGUCUCCGCGUCCCUCUCCACCGCCGCGGCCGCCGUUAAAAAGGAGGCUGUUCAGACAGAGAAGGCCCCGGCAGCAUUAGGCCCGUAUUCUCAGGCCAUCAAAGCCAACAAUAUGGUCUUUGUCUCUGGAGUUCUUGGCCUAAACCCUGAGACUGGAAAGUUUGUAUCUGAAAGCGUGGAGGAGCAAACUGAACAGGUUAUGAAGAAUAUGGGUGAAAUAUUGAAAGCAAGUGGUGCUAGCUACUCUUCAGUUGUCAAGACAACAAUCAUGUUGGCUGAUCUACAAGAUUUCAAGAAAGUGAAUGAGAUCUAUGCCAAAUAUUUUCCAGCUCCUGCACCAGCACGCUCAACUUACCAAGUAGCAGCUCUGCCGCUGAACGCCAGAAUCGAGAUCGAGUGCAUUGCUGCUCUCUAGUUACCUGCUACUGUCUAUCAAUCAAAUUGCCAAUAAGCAUUCUGUGGUGCCGUUCUAGUUGGUCACUAUCCUGGAAGAAUGCACUGCCAUUCUGAACCUGAUCUUGUAGUACCAAUUAAGAUCUUGAACUGCCUGCAAUAAACGUUGAUGCCCAGGAAAAAAGAAGUCCCAUCUGUUGUCCAAGGGUUCCCUUUAAUCUCCAUCAUGAAUUGAUCAUCCCAAUGGCUCACAGUGCUAUGUUGCAGAGGUCUCCUGCUGCAAUAUCUGCAAGAAUUGGUCUUGCCAAGCGUCAUGAGUCUAAUAAAUCAUUAAAAGGUUUAUCAA
This is a messenger RNA of Oryza sativa Japonica Group (Japanese rice), 1017 nucleotides long. RefSeq names its product reactive Intermediate Deaminase A, chloroplastic. NCBI's taxonomy places the organism in Eukaryota, Viridiplantae, Streptophyta, Magnoliopsida, Poales, Poaceae. Gene Ontology annotation, cellular component: cytosol; mitochondrion. The record is from RefSeq and is a predicted model, not a curated record. Gene Ontology annotation, molecular function: deaminase activity.